AUGGAGGAACAAGAAGAUUUUUAUCCUGGGUUUGUCAUCCCUCCCAAUCCCAGAGCGACCAAAAUUAAUACUGAUGGUUGCCAAAAUGGAGAGACUGGUCGCAUUGCUGCUGGUGCUGUUCUUAGAUCAAGCUCUGGGAUGUGGAUUAAAGGGUUUGCUGCUAAUAUUGGUUAUGGUCAAGUAUUAGAUGCUGAGUUAUGGGGUAUCUUCUAUGGUCUCAAAUCUGCUUGGGAUAUGGGCUGCAGUGAUGUUGUGUUGGAAUCUGACUCAGCCAUUGCAGUGCAUCUUCUCAAUAAAACUGUAGAUGCCCUCCACCCUCUUGCUACCUUGUUAUGGGGCUGCCAGGACUACAUCAAAAAUAUUGGGGCUGCUCUAUUUAUCAUGUCUAUUGUGAAUGCAAUAUGGUGGCUGAUAGACUUGCUAACUUGGGCUCUUGCCUUGAUUUGGGUCUCUAAACCUUUCAAGUGCCUCCCGACAGUAUUAGGUCCUUUGUUGUUGAUGACCUGCGUGGUCUCUGUAGGCCUCAGGCCGUAG
Molecule: messenger RNA, 534 nt
Organism: Prunus armeniaca (apricot)
Lineage: Eukaryota; Viridiplantae; Streptophyta; Magnoliopsida; Rosales; Rosaceae
Source: the annotation of a GenBank genome assembly